AUCGAGAGGACCAAUCGAUUCUUUGCACAGGUGAGUCAGGAGCGGGCAAGACGGAAAACACAAAGAAGGUCAUCCAGUACCUGGCCCAUGUUGCCUCCUCACACAAAGGACGCAAAGACCACAACAUUCCUCCCGAUUCUCCCAAAGCAUUCAAGCUACAGGGGGAGUUGGAACGUCAGCUCCUGCAAGCCAAUCCAAUCCUGGAGUCGUUUGGCAAUGCCAAGACGGUGAAAAACGACAACUCGUCUCGCUUUGGGAAGUUCAUCAGAAUCAACUUUGACGUUACUGGCUACAUUGUUGGGGCCAAUAUUGAAACCUAUCUUCUAGAAAAGUCGAGAGCCAUCAGGCAGGCAAAAGAGGAGAGGACUUUCCACAUUUUCUAUCGCCUGUUGGCAGGAGCUGGAGAGCAUCUUCGAACUGAUCUCCUUCUUGAGGGAUUCAACAGCUACAGGUUCUUGUCAAAUGGCAACAUUCCCAUCCCGGGUCAGCAGGACAAGGAGAAUUUCCAGGAGACAAUGGAGGCGAUGCACAUCAUGGGCUUCUCCCAUGACGAAAUAGUCUGCAUGUUAAAGGUGGUUUCUGCCGUGCUGCAGUUUGGCAACGUCGUGUUCAAGAAGGAGAGGAAUACCGACCAAGCCUCAAUGCCUGAGAACACAGCGGCACAGAAGCUCUGCCACCUGCUUGGCAUGAAUGUUAUGGAGUUUACCCGAGCCAUCCUGACCCCGAGGAUCAAAGUGGGACGAGACUACGUGCAAAAAGCUCAGACCAAAGAACAGGCUGACUUUGCUGUGGAGGCCCUGGCCAAGGCGACAUAUGAGCGGCUGUUCCGCUGGCUGGUCCACCGCAUCAACAAGGCCCUGGACAGGACCAAGCGACAGGGCGCCUCCUUCAUCGGCAUCCUGGACAUUGCUGGCUUUGAGAUCUUCGAGCUGAACUCCUUCGAGCAGCUGUGCAUCAACUACACCAACGAGAAGCUGCAGCAGCUCUUCAACCACACCAUGUUCAUCCUGGAGCAGGAGGAGUACCAGAGGGAGGGCAUCGAGUGGAGCUUCAUUGACUUCGGCCUGGACCUGCAGCCGUGCAUCGACCUCAUCGAGCGGCCGAACAAUCCUCCAGGAAUCCUGGCUUUGCUCGACGAGGAGUGCUGGUUUCCCAAAGCCACAGACAAGACAUUUGUGGACAAAGUGCUGCAGGAGCUGGGCACGCACGCCAAGUUCCAGAAGCCGCGGCAGCUGAAGGACAAGGCAGACUUCUGCAUCAUCCACUACGCUGGGAGGGUGGACUAUAAAGCUGACGAAUGGCUGAUGAAAAACAUGGAUCCUCUGAAUGACAAUGUGGCCACGUUGCUCCACCAGUCAACUGACAAAUUUGUGGCUGAGCUCUGGAAAGACGACAUUCAGACGUUUCAGAGAGCCUCUUUCUAUGACAAUGUGUCUGGGCUCCAUGAAGCUCCAGUGGACCGGAUCGUGGGUCUGGACCAGGUGGCAGGCAUGAACGAGACGGCCUUCGGCGCUGCCUACAAGACCAAGAAAGGCAUGUUUCGCACGGUUGGACAGCUGUACAAAGAGCAGCUGUCCAAGCUGAUGGCCACACUCAGGAACACAAAUCCCAACUUUGUGCGCUGCAUCAUCCCCAACCACGAAAAACGAGCUGGGAAGCUGGACCCUCACCUUGUUCUGGACCAGUUGAGAUGUAACGGCGUGCUGGAGGGGAUCCGCAUCUGCAGACAGGGAUUCCCAAAUCGGAUCGUUUUCCAGGAGUUCAGACAGAGGUAUGAGAUCCUCACUCCCAACGCCAUUCCCAAAGGUUUCAUGGACGGGAAGCAGGCCUGCGAGCGAAUGAUUCAAGCACUAGAGCUCGAUGGAAACCUCUUCCGUAUCGGCCAGAGCAAGAUAUUUUUCAGAGCCGGAGUCCUGGCUCACUUAGAGGAGGAGAGAGACCUGAAGAUCACCGACAUCAUUAUUUACUUCCAGGCCGUCUGCAGAGGAUACCUGGCACGCAAAUCCUUUGCUAAGAAGCAGCAGCAGCUCAGCGCCCUGAAGGUCCUUCAGAGAAACUGUGCUGCUUACUUGAAGCUUCGUCACUGGCAGUGGUGGAGGCUGUUCACCAAGGUGAAGCCGCUGCUGCAGGUGACCAGGCAGGAGGAGGAGAUGCAGGCUAAAGAUGAAGAGCUGGUCAAAGUGAAGGAGAAGCAGAUGAAGGUGGAAGGAGAGCUGGUGGAGAUGGAGAGGAAACACCAGCAGCUGAUGGAAGAGAAGAACAUCCUCGCGGAGCAGCUGCAGGCGGAAACGGAGCUGUUUGCCGAGGCGGAGGAGAUGAGAGCUCGGCUGGCGUCCAAAAAGCAAGAGCUGGAGGAGAUCCUGCACGACCUGGAGUCCAGGCUGGAGGAGGAGGAGGAGAGGAACCAGGGGCUGCAGAACGAGAAGAAGAAGAUGCAGUCCCACAUCCAGGACCUGGAAGAGCAGCUGGAUGAGGAGGAGGCUGCGAGGCAGAAGCUUCAGCUUGAGAAAGUUACGGCUGAAGCCAAGAUGAAGAAAUAUGAGGAGGAUAUUCUGCUGCUGGAGGAUCAGAACUCCAAGUUCCUGAAGGAGAAGAAGCUGGUUGAAGACAGAAUCAAUGAAAUGACAUUGAUGCUUGCUGAGGAGGAAGAGAAAGCCAAAAAUCUAGGAAAGAUGAGAAACAAGCAGGAGAUGAUGAUGGUGGACCUGGAGGAGAGACUGAAGAAAGAGGAGAAAACCCGGCAGGAGCUGGAGAAGGCCAAGAGGAAGCUGGACGGAGAGACGUCCGACUUCCAGGACCAGAUAGGCGAGCUGCAGUCCCAGAUAGAGGAGCUCAAAGUCCAGCUGAGCAAGAAGGAGGAGGAACAGCAGAUGAUGCAAACCAGGGGUGAAGAGGAGAUCAACCAGAAGAACAACGCGCUGAAGCAGAUCCGGGAGCUGCAGGCCCAGCUGUCUGAGCUGCAGGAGGACCUGGAGUCUGAGAAGCAGGCCAGGAACAAGGCGGAGAAACUCAAGAGGGAUCUGAGUGAGGAGCUGGAGGCGCUGAAGACGGAGCUGGAGGACACGCUGGACACGACCGCGGCGCAGCAGGAGCUCAGAACCAAGCGUGAGCAGGAGGUGGCAGAGCUGAAGAAAGCCAUCGAAGAGGAAACGAAAAACCACGAGGCUCAGAUCCAGGAGAUGAGACAGAGGCACGCGACCGCAUUGGAGGAGCUGUCCGAGCAGCUGGAGCAGGCCAAGAGGUUCAAAGCUAACCUGGAAAAGACCAAACAAAGCCAAGAGAAUGCCAACAAGGAGCUGGCCAACGAGGUGAAAACCUUACAGCAAGCAAAGACCGAGUCCGAGCACAAGAGGAAGAAGCUGGAGGGUCAGCUGCAGGAGUUCAUGGCCCGGGUCACCGAGGGCGAGCGGGCCAAGGGCGAGCUGGCUGAACGCACACACAAGCUGCAGACCGAACUGGACAAUGUGUCGGCCUUGCUGGAAGAUGCAGAAAGGAAGGGCAUCAAGAUGGCCAAAGAUGUUUCCGGAUUAGAGAGUCAACUGCAAGACACACAGGAGCUCCUCCAGGAGGAAACCCGGCAGAAGCUGAACCUGAGCAGCCGCGUCCGCCAGCUGGAGGAGGAGAAAGCCGCUCUGCAGGAGCAGCAGGAGGAGGACGAGGAGGCCCGCAAGAACCUGGAGAAGCAGCUGCUGAGCGUCCAGGCUCAGCUGUUGGAGAGCAAAAAGAAGCUGGAGGACGACGUCGGAACAAUAGAAAACCUGGAGGAGGCGAAGAAGAAGCUCCAGAAGGACCUGGAGCUGUCCAACCAGCGUCUGGAGGAGAAGACCAUUGCCUUUGAGAAGAUGGAGAAGACGAAGACUCGCCUUCAGCAGGAACUGGACGACCUCACCGUCGACCUGGAUCACCAGAGGCAGAUCGUCUCCAACCUGGAGAAGAAGCAGAAGAAGUUUGACCAGAUGCUGGCCGAGGAGAAGAGCAUCUCGGCCCGCUACGCGGAGGAGAGGGACCGCGCCGAAGCCGAGGCCAGAGAGAAGGAGACCAAAGCUCUAUCCAUGACCAGAGCUCUGGACGAGGCACUGGAGGCCAAAGAGGAGCUGGAGCGGAUCAACAAGCAGCUCCGAGCCGAAAUGGAGGACCUGAUGAGCUCAAAGGACGACGUUGGCAAGAACGGCCAUGAGCUGGAGAAGUCCAAGCGCACGCUGGAGCAGCAGCUGGAGGAGAUGAAGACUCAGCUGGAGGAACUGGAGGACGAGCUGCAGGCCACAGAGGACGCCAAGCUGCGUCUGGAAGUCAACAUGCAGGCCAUGAAGGCGCAGUACGAGAGAGACCUGCAGGGCCGUGACGACCAGAACGACGAGAAGAAGAGAGCUCUGGUCAAGCAGGUGCGAGAAAUGGAAGCCGAACUGGAGGAUGAGAGGAAGCAGAGAGCUCUGGCUGCAGCCGCGAAGAAGAAGCUGGAGAUGGACCUGAAGGACAUCGAGGGACACAUAGAGGGCGCCAACAAGGCCCGGGACGAAGCCAUCAAGCAGCUGCGCAAGUUACAGGCUCAAAUGAAGGACUACCAGAGGGAGCUGGAGGACACCCGGGCUUCCAGAGACGACAUCUUCGCCCUGUCCAAGGAGACGGAGAAGAAACUGAAGAGCCUGGAGGCCGAGAUCGUUCAGCUGCAUGAGGACCUGGCUGCCUCUGAGAGGGGCCGGCGUCACGCCGAGCAAGAACGAGACGAGCUGCAGGACGAGAUCUCCAACAGCACCUCCGGAAAAGCCGCCCUGAUGGAUGAGAAGAGGCGGCUGGAGGCCCGAAUCGCCCAGCUGGAGGAGGAGCUGGAGGAGGAGCAGGGCAACAUGGAGCUGCUCAACGACCGCUUCAGGAAGACAAACAUGCAGGUGGACACCCUGACCACAGAGCUGAGCGCGGAGCGCAGCACGGCGCAGAAGAGCGAAAACGCCCGGCAGCAGUUGGAGCGCCAGAACAAGGACCUGCGUGCCAAACUGAGUGAGCUGGAGGGUUCGGUGAAAAACAGGUUCAAGGCCUCCAUCACCGCUCUGGAGGCCAAGAUAGCACAGCUGGAGGAGCAGCUGGAGCAGGAAGCCAGGGAGCGGGCGGCAGCCAACAAGAUCGUCAGAAGGACAGAGAAGAAGCUGAAAGAAGUCUGCAUGCAGGUGGAGGACGAACGUCGCCAUGGCGAUCAAUUCAAAGAGCAACUGGAGAAGGCCAACUCCCGCAUGAAGCAGCUGAAGCGGCAGCUGGAGGAGGCGGAGGAGGAGGCCACCCGGGCCAACGCCUCGCGCAGGAAGCUGCAGAGGGAGCUGGACGAUGCCACAGAGGCCAGCGAGGGCCUCAGCCGCGAGGUUCAUACCCUCAAGAACCGACUCAGACGCGGCGGCCCCAUCACCUUCUCCACCAGCCGCUCUGGCCGACGUGCGCUGCAGGCGGAGGGAACCUCCCUGGACCUCCUGUCAGACGACGAGCUGGAAAACAAGAUCACCGACAACAACGCCAACGAGACCCCGGCCCCCCAGCAGGAGUAGAUGCACACAUAUCACUAAACCCGCAACAAUCACUCAGACUUUAACUGCUCCAACAGGGAACCCUCCGAUUCCUUCAUCUCUUCUGUUUUACUGAAGUUUUUUCUUUUUUUUUUUUAUAUUUCCCUAAUUAAUUCCCAUGUAAUUUUAGUCAGAAGCCCUUAUCAGAUUAACCUUUAGUAGACACCAGCAGUUGGACCCCAACAGUCCCUCUUUAGCAAGGCAUUAUCUGUGUUUAGUUACAGAGGCAGAAGUUUAGAAACACGAAAACCCAACUUUUGUUUAUAGAGUUGGUGAUGAAUAUUGUCUGCUGGUCCAGUGGUUAGCUGUUCAGUAAUUAUGCCAACAGCACUGGAAAAUGAUCCAAUCAGAAAGGAGCCGUUUGGGUUCCUGCGUCUGUGCAAAGGUAUUCGGAAAACACUUUGAACUUUUCCACAUUCUGUCAAAUUAAAACUGCAAACUUCGGUGUGUUUUGUUGGGAUUUUAUGUGAUAUCAACACAAAGAGUGUCGUUGAAGGGAACUGAUUUAUCGCUCCUGGCUCAGAGGUUUGUAGGUUUACUUUGCUGCAGUUAUGGUUUCGAGUCUUUUAGGUUUCUCUCUACCAGCUCUGUGAGUUUUUGCCUGUUCUUUAAGCUUUGAGAAUGUCUGGAUUUACUCGGUCUAAAGUUUGGACUGGAACAGUUUAACAUGCUAUGAUCUGAAACCUGCGGCUCCAGAGAAACAUGUGGCUCUCACAAAACCAAAACAGAAAUGUUUUUGAUUAUGGACUCAUAAUGAAAUGGUGAGUUUUUCCAUAAGUUCAUAUGCAAAAUCUGCUUUUAAUACCCGGAAAAGGGUUUCUAAAGCAACUAGCUUCAAACUACUUCCAUAUUUAUAGAAAAGGCUCAUCUCAUUCCACAUUUAUUUUUUUAAAAGGGGCUGGAAAAUUUACAUUUUUAUUUCUAAAUUGGAAAAACUAGGAACACUUUUUCUUCCAGUUCACCAAUAUUUUUUGAUCCAUCAUAUAAAAUCCCAAUAAAAUGAAUUUUGUGGUUUGAAGGUGAGAAAAUGUGAUGUAAACCUUUGUGAGACAUAAACAUCAUCAUGAGUUUCUUUAUCUUUGUCACUGCUUAACGUCUUGUGAAUUAGUUUAAUUCUCAGCUGAGCUGUGAUUGAGUCGUGCUUCAUCAGCCCUCGGUUAGGAUCGCUCGCUUCCUCCUGGGUAUUGAACUGUGACUGUGUGCUGCCUUGCUGCCUCAGUGCUUCAGCUCUUUGCUCCUUCAGCGUCGACUCAGACCUGUUCAGGGUCAGCGCUAAAAACAGCAACUACGCCCAUGUUAUCUCUCUUCUUCUUCUGUGCCUUUUUCAUAUUCCUGAAGCUGCACAUCCAUUUGUACCACAUAUAUAGUUCAUAUAUUGAACCAUGUAUAAUGUCAUGAAGGUAUUUUCUUAAAAAAUAUCAUAAAUUUGCAUAUUUAAUGAAAUAUUAGUUGCAUCCCAGUGACUGUCUUCCUUCGGUGUUGGAUGUUAUUAAUGAUUCGUCAGCAGUGGGUGUAGGUGGGUGCUACGACUUUUCUUAUUGACAGCAUUUGUACUUUUUGAGUUCUUGAGAAAUGAAGACAAUCCAAUAGAUAUCAGCUGUAUUUAUAUCUCUGCUAUUGUUUACAAUACAGACGACAUUCAUAUUCCGAGCUGCUCAGUAUUGAUCCGCUGGUGGGAGGAGAACCAACGCAUCCACAGAGAGAACAUGUGAACUCAGGCCGGGAUUUGAUAUUUAUCUAUGUAUAUGAUCUUUUUUUUUCCCCUUUAGUUGUACCACCCUAAAAUUUUCUCUGGCUAUCCCAAUGAAAAUGUUGUUGUGAUGCCAUUGGA
Molecule: messenger RNA, 7380 nt
Organism: Poecilia latipinna (sailfin molly)
Lineage: Eukaryota; Metazoa; Chordata; Actinopteri; Cyprinodontiformes; Poeciliidae
Product: myosin-10-like
Exons: 40
Biological process (GO): mitotic cytokinesis; actomyosin structure organization; regulation of cell shape
Cellular component (GO): cytoplasm; myosin filament; myosin II complex
Molecular function (GO): ATP binding; actin filament binding; microfilament motor activity
Source: RefSeq, a predicted model, not a curated record